This is a messenger RNA of Dufourea novaeangliae, 1663 nucleotides long. Its product is annotated as FAD synthase-like. NCBI's taxonomy places the organism in Eukaryota, Metazoa, Arthropoda, Insecta, Hymenoptera, Halictidae. Bases 118 to 1542 code for a protein of 474 amino acids. The transcript has 10 exons. Gene Ontology annotation, molecular function: catalytic activity. The record is from RefSeq and is a predicted model, not a curated record.
UUAGAGGCGCUGCGUAACAAUCCUCGAAAUAUAUGUACUUAUAUACAUGUAUAUUUCAUAUAUGUAUGCUUGAGAACACUAUUCUUGGAUAAACGUUAAUUGCAAGGUGAAACCAUUAUGAUACAUUUAUGUCAGCGUCUAGUAAGAAUUUCAUCAAAGUACCAUGUGCGAGCUACCACAAAGGUAAUGUUGGUACAUCACAAAAGUAAUGGGGAACACCCGACCGCUGGAUUAAUUGUUGUUGGGGAUGAAAUUUUGAAAGCACAAGUGAAAGAUACUAAUUCUUUCUAUGCGAGCAAUUUACUCUACAAGCAUGGAAUCAAGGUUCAAAAAAUUUCAGUUGUUCAAGACAACAUCCAAGAUAUUGCAAAAGAGAUGAAAUACUUUUCUGAAAGUUUUAAUUAUGUUUUUACAACUGGGGGUAUAGGACCGACUCAUGAUGAUGUUACGUACGAGGGUUUAGCAUUAGCCUUUGACGAUACAAUGCAUUAUCAUCCAAGACUGGUGGACAUUGUGAAGAAUCGCUUUGGCUAUGAUGCUUUUCCAUCUCCUGGUUACAAAAUGGCAUAUGUACCAACUAAAUCAAUUCUUAAAUUUGGAAUAAAUGAAGCUACAGGAGAAGCAUUUUCUUAUCCAUGCAUAGCGGUACAGAAUGUUUUCGUCUUUCCUGGAUCACCCAUGUUCUUUGAAUCUUCUUUUCAGGCAUUGUGCAAGGAGCUUUUUGCUGGGCACAAAUGUUUUGCAACUACCGAAGUGUACAUAAAUGCCAGGGAGGAAUCGUUUGCGAAUAUUUUAGAAGAGCUUGCACGGAAAUAUUCAAAUGUAUCGUUUGGGUCGUAUCCAGAACAAAAUAGAUAUUAUAAAGCGCGUAUCACAAUAGAGAGUAAGAACGAGGAAGACACCAAGGUUGCUAGAAAAAUGCUUUGCUCACGUAUUCCGAGCGAUGUACUUGUACAGUACGAUUGCGAGCCUCACGUUGAUUGCCUGAUGAAAUACGAAAAAUUACUUCAACGGUCAGAACGUCGGUCGAUUUAUGAGAAAUCCUUCGAAAAAUUCGUAGAUUAUUAUAGGAAGCCUGAUGAAGUUUGGAUAUGUUUGGAUGGUAGUGAUGAAUCAGUGGUUAUGAUACAUCUUGCUCGCGUUGCUGAUACUAAACUGCGACAACCUUUGAAAACAAAAUUACACGGCAUUUGUUUCGAACUCGAUGAUUUUAAAUCGGAUAUGAAUGGUUUUUUCGAGGAAAUUAGCGACAGGUACGAUGUCGAAUUGUGUAAGCUACGAAGCAAUGAAAUGAACUGUUAUCAGGAGGUCGAACGGUUGAUUUCAUCGAGACCGGAAUUGCGAAUAUUAUUAGUAGGAAAACGAUCUAGUGCCAACAGAAGGGAAAUUUACGAGAAUCUUGUUCGGCUGAAUAACAACGUUUCCGUGCACGUACAAAUACACUUUCCUCUUAGCAACUGGGCGAACAAAGAUGUCGCAAGUUUCGUCGAGUCUCUCUCACUGCCUUAUUAUACAGCACAUGAAACUCGGUCAUUCCGAUGAAAGAUGAACAUCAUCCCUUGAAAUACAAAGAAAAGUUAGAGCGGCGAUGAACGCGGAAUUGAAUUACGACACUUAUGUAAUUAUUAGGCGAUGAGCUUUAAUUGCUAUUAAAAGACGAAAG